AUGAAGCGACCUAUGUGCACUAGUAUCCUGAGUGGGAGGUCAUAUGUGAUUGAAGUAUUAGAAGGAAAUCCGCAAGUGUGUUAUGACAUAUUCCGCAUGGACAAGACCAUUUUUAGACACUUGUGUAAUGAGUUGAAGCGGUUGCACCUAUUAGAGGAGGACACUGGUUGGGUUUCAGUUGAGGAGUCCAUUGGGACAGUUCUAUUUAUCGUCGGACACAACGCUGACUACCGGGUAGCUGCCAACCGCUUCCAACAUUCUCUCGAGACCAUUCAAAGGCGGUUUCGGCAUACCUUGCGUGCUAUCCAUGCUUUGGGAUGUAUCAUCAUCCAGCCUGACGUUGAUGCAGCUGAGCUCCCUCAAUCACUUCGAGGGAAUGGGAAAUAUUAUCCAUGGUUUGAGAAAUGUGUGGGGGCUAUCGAUGAGACGCACAUAAGUGCUUCUACCCCAUCUGGUAGGACCACCGCAUUUAGAGAUAGACGGAGUGAUAUCACCCAAAACGUGAUGUGUGUAUGCAACUUUGACAUGCGGUUUACGUAUGUGCAUACGGGAUGGGAAGGGAGUGCAAAUGAUUCACGAGUCAUGCAGGACGCACUUGGACAUGCCGAGUAUGAGUUCCCUUGGCCGCCUAAAGGAUCGUACUACCUCGUUGACUCGGGGUACGCAAUAGGCAGUGCAUUCCUCCCCCACACAAGUCCACACACUACCAUGCCCAAGAGUUUCGGGGCGAGGUUCCCGAUCUUGACUGGAAUGCACUCCUUCUCUAUCUCUAGACAACGGGUGAUUAUGACUGCUUGCUGUGCAUUGCACAACUUUAUUCGCAUGUAUAACCGGCCAGAUGAAAUGUUCCAUGUGUGGGAAGGAUCAUUUGUGCGUAACAGCGACGCAAACCUAGCAGGAGCUGCACGCGUAGGCAGUGGGGGCACUGAAGAAGCUUUUAAUUCUCCGGCACAACGAGCAAUGUCGGAGUAUCGUGAUGUGAUAACUGCUGCUAUGUGGGCAGAUUACAUUGUUCAAUGA
This is a messenger RNA of Quercus lobata, 1020 nucleotides long. RefSeq lists its product as uncharacterized. The record is from RefSeq and is a predicted model, not a curated record. Bases 1 to 1020 code for a protein of 339 amino acids. Lineage: Eukaryota; Viridiplantae; Streptophyta; Magnoliopsida; Fagales; Fagaceae. The transcript has 4 exons.